CACGAUGCACCGCCCGGAACUUCUCGACUGUGCCUCGACUAAAUCGCAUUCCGGAAACACCCGUGCUCCGCUCGCGUGAUACUUAAAUACCUCCAGCCGCAUUAGUAUACUGCACUGGUGCACCACCCAGCAACACUCCUCUAGCAUGGCUCUUGUCGCAUCACUCCCCACCCCCGUCUCCUCACUCGAGCAAACCCACCGCACGGAUGCACCUCUGGUCCCUAUUGUCGAGGCAAGAUUGUUUGGGCCAGGGGUUCCAGGGCAACGCUGACCCUCUUCCUCCAGCUCGGAUCUUCGAGUGAAGCGAUUGAGCCAUUCAAAGAGUUGAUUCUGCGAUCACAAAUUUCGGAGCUCCGGCUGUAUUGCACGGUUCCUUCGUGGUGUCCUUCUCCAGAUCAACGUUCGUUCUUUGCCCACAAGUCGAAGCCUUCGGCUGAUUGGUCUCGACCGACUGGCAGACCUUGAUUUGCAUGACCUGCAUCAACUAAAAUCACAAUUCCUCGCAUUUAUCCACGAAGUCGUGGGGGAGCUUCGGGCAUCCGGGAUCUCUGCUUCCUAUGUCCUGGUUCCCUCAUGGUCGUCCCGGUGCAUAAUAUGCACUGGCGGAUGCUCGUCGCUGGCCACGGCGGUGAAACAACUUCAAAAUGUGACCCUCCCUCACCGUCAUAACGUACUGCUGGCUGAGGUGGGAUGUCCCGGCCCUUGCCUGAUCUUCACAUAAACUCCCUCUCGCUCGCUCUCUACCGCAUUUGUAUUUUUGGGGCAUACAUGGACUACAUAUUCACACAUACUCUGAAGACUGAUUGAGAACUGGAAGCCACUCAAUGCUUUGGGGAAGCGCGAUUUCACAUGCUGCAAUCAAUGGUGAUAUGGACCGGGAACCCACGGGCCGAUCAGAUUUUUUGGCUGGUCUCCCCCAACCAACAAGUGUACUUCUUGGUCUACUACUUCCUCGUCAACGGUCCUUUCGUCCUCUGCAACAUGUCUCUCGCUGAUUCAAUCCUCCGGGUGACGCCCGUCACCCUCCCCCGCCACCUCACGUCGUUUGUGCAGGGCCAAACGCCCAUGUCCACCACGCCCGUUGUGCUCAGCACACUCGCAGGGUACCUCGUCACGAUCUUCGGGAUUCAAGCUGCCAUGAAAAAUCGCCCUCCCCAGAAACUGAACGCCCUCUUCCAAAUCCACAAUGUCUUCCUCAGUAGUGGAAGUCUUCUGCUACUGGUCCUCAUGGCGGAAGAGAUAGUUCCCAUCAUCUGGAAGCGAGGUUUCUACAAUGCUCUUUGCUCCGCACAGUCUUGGACUCCGCGAUUGGAAUUCUACUACAUGAUCAACUACUACUUCAAGUACAUUGAGCUCAUCGACACCGUGUUUCUUGCUUUCAAGAAGAAGACCCUCGCUUUCCUCCAUGUUUUCCAUCACUCUGCCACGGCUCUUCUCUGCUAUUCUCAACUUCUCGGUCAAACCAGCAUCGUAAACCUUCUCUCGCCCUCGCCAUCAAGUUGGCUCAUACCUGCCUUCUAGUCCUGGACUGUUAUCAUGCUCAACCUCGCUGUUCAUGUUCUGAUGUACUACUAUUACUAUGCCACUGCUGGAGGUGCUAGGAUCUGGUGGAAGAAAUACCUCACUAUGAUGCAAAUCAUACAAUUCGUGAUCGACAUAUCCCUUGUCUAUUUCGGAACUUACGGACAUUUUGCGUCCACCUAUUACGACGGGAUCCUGCCUCACAUUGGUGGCUGCUCUGGCGGAGAAACCGCUGCACUUUUCGGCUGUGCACUAUUAACCUUCUACUUGGGCUUAUUCAUCAACUUCUACUUCCAAACUUACAAGAAGGGACCUAAGAAAGUGCACGCCAACGGCAAGGCCAAUGGGACGGCCAAUGGGACGGCCAAUGGGAAAACCGAAAAGAUUGAUUGAGGAUAAGCCUCAUGACGAGGACGAGAUGACUGUGGCUGCGCGGGAGUAGAUCAGGCACCGAGUAGAUAUACGGGCUAUCUAGUACCAUUGACCGGCUGGUAAAUGGACACAUUUGACGCACUACUCAAGUAUAAGGCUCAG
Molecule: messenger RNA, 2055 nt
Organism: Mycena citricolor
Lineage: Eukaryota; Fungi; Basidiomycota; Agaricomycetes; Agaricales; Mycenaceae
Source: the annotation of a GenBank genome assembly